Messenger RNA from Debaryomyces tyrocola, 1929 nucleotides. The record is from the annotation of a GenBank genome assembly. NCBI's taxonomy places the organism in Eukaryota, Fungi, Ascomycota, Pichiomycetes, Serinales, Debaryomycetaceae.
AUGAAAGUCACUAUGGGAUUGAACGUUGGCCGCAGAAGAGUUUUAUUAUACUCCGUGCUCUUUUUGACUCUUUUAGGAUUAAUAUGGACGGUACGGGAUGCCGGAUUGGAUGGUAAUAAGGUUGUUGAUCGGGUACAAGGGGUCUAUAGGUCCAGGCUACCUAUAUCUAACUUUGCUACUAACGAGACAUUGGUCAUAUUCCCCCGUGGGUUCGAAUUGAGAGCAUCGAGAGAUUUGACUAACUAUUACAGAAAACAUUUCAAUCCUGAUAAAAACAGGGAGUUUAAUUCUGUCACAUUUAAUGGACCCCCUUCGCCGUUGACAGAGGCUGUAAAGCAUAUCGACUACCAUAACCAUGAAAUCUCUAUGUAUGACACAACGAAGGAUAUUUCAAGUGACUUAAAUAAGUGCGAGCCUGAUAUUAAUGCCAAAUUCAAAGUUGAUAUAGGCAGAGCUAGAAAGCAUGAUGAUUCUCUCACUAAGGUUGUAAAGAGGUUAGCCUACCAAUUGGAAAACGACGAUGCUAUGAGAGAACUCGGGAGUUUUUUCAAAGGUGACUUGACAAAACAAAUAGAGGAAGAAACGGUAGAUCAACACUGGUAUAAGUUUGCGGGUACAUCAGUAUGGUUGCAACAAUACGGUGUACAUUUUAUGAUUUCCAGAAUGUUGUACAGUCCUACGGGGAAAAAGAAUGAUCCUGUUAUGAGUUUGAUAUUUGCUCAGAUAUACAAUGAAAGGUGGGAAGAAUUAGAUGAUGUCGAGUUAAUUAUACCUACUGUAAACCCAAUUACCAACGAAAAAAUCUAUGCGAGCUUACAAUUCCCUAGCUUCUUGCCUAUUCCAUUUUAUCAUCAAUCUUCAUAUGUAAAUAAAAGAUGGUACGGACCUGAAGAUGCUCGUAUCUUACUCGUUAAAAAUGACGAUGGCUUAGAAGAACCAUUGAUAGUAUUUAAUGCUUACCAUCGUAAAGUAAACAAACAAGAAAAUAUCAAUGAAGCAGCUUCAAAAGUAUCACAUGAAUUCUACAGGUCUAUGUUUAUGGGAUGGCCAUUCAGAUUUCAACACGGCAAAGAAAAUGUUGAUGGUAUUUCGAAUGCUGCCACCGACGACAAAAUAUAUAACAAAGUCAUCGAAUUGAGGAGAGAAGGUGCUGAAAGAUUGAAAGUCCAAAAAAAUUGGACGCCUUUUAUUAGUGUGAAGGAUCGUGUUGACGAAGGUCCUGAUGACAGCAUUUAUUUUGUUUAUAGAUGGCAGAACUUGGAAAUCUUGAAAUGCCAGUUGACUGAUUUUACCCACGACUAUGCCAAAUGCAAAUUCGAAUACAAGCGGAACGAGAAGCUACUGCCGGACGAACCUGUCGGUGCUUUGAGAGGUGGUACCGAAAUGAUUAGUUUAAAUAAAAUAUUACCGUCCAUUAAUGCAAAUCUUCAUCCAAACAAGGAAGUGUGGAUUGGUUUCGCAAGGGCCCAUCUUGUGCGCUGCGGUUGUGGUAAGGAUAUGUAUCGCCCUAAUUUAGCAGUCAUUACUAGAGAAGAUAAUAAAUUCAAGAUUUCCCAGUUGAGUUCGUUUUUUUCAUUAGAUAUAGAUGUUAAUGGAUGGUCCAACCCUGAUGUGCUAUGCCAUCCCAAGGAACCAAAUGCAUUAAUUCCAAACGGUAUCUCUAAUUGGGAUGUUUCUACUAUCAAGUUAGGUAAAAAGUACGUUACUGAGGACUUCCUUACAUUGUCACUAUCGGUCGCGGAUGCUACUGUGCAUACUAUUCAAAUCAAAAAUUUGUUGCAGAAUGUUCUCUCUGAUACUUCUGCCCUUUCUCACAACCAAACGUUAGGCUACACUAAUGAUGUUGUUGAAUGUUCUCUUAAAACUUCCAACCAAUUCUGCAAUACAUAUGGCCAAGAACAACUCAAACUUGGGAAAGUUCCAGUUUAG